AUGAGUCAAGGCCAGGUCCCCCAGAGCCGGAGACAGUCCGGAGACGGCACCCUCCAGCGGAUGCAAGGAAACACAUACCACAACCUGAAACACGUGGUGGGAAGCAGCCCAGGACAUGCAGGGACCCUGCCCCUUGACCGUUCUCGAGGGCAUCAUCACUCCCGGCAGAGUGGACUUCUCACCUCGUGUUCCUACCACAACCUCUCCCACCUCCCGCCCACGUACGAGACCGUUGUUCGGCAGGAUGUCAACAGAUACUCCUCCCUCCGCAGGCUUGCCCGAGACGUUGAGGAUUGCUGCCAACACCGUCACCUCCCCGAGACCCCCGGACGGGGCACCCUCCCCCUGCGGCGCACACCCCGUAACCACCCCUGCUCCAGUGCCUUACCGCCGUCACCCUCCCCAUGCCCGAGACGGGCCAUCUCCCAGGACCGCCUGCUGUCCGAGCCGGGACACCCAGCCGCCUCCUCCUUCCCCCCUCUCCCCCCUCCGAGGCCACGCUCCUCCCGCUCCCGCGAGCGGCUUUGCCCCUCUAAGGCCCUCUCCUACGGGAACGUCUCGUCGCCCUCCCGUCCCUGGAUCGAGCGCCACCAGAUCGUCAAGAUGAACUCCCACCCCUCGGCCGGCUCUCCCCGAGGGGGGGCUGGAGGAGGGGCAGGGGCAGGGGUGGGCACUCUGCCCAGUGCCGAGCGUCGCCAAGCCUUUGCUGCCAAGAGGCACAGUACCGUGGACCAACUCCAGCCCUUGCCAGGGCACCCGGGGACCCAGAUCCGCUCAGGCUCCAAGGCGGAGGUCACCGUCUGA
Molecule: messenger RNA, 804 nt
Organism: Hypanus sabinus (Atlantic stingray)
Lineage: Eukaryota; Metazoa; Chordata; Chondrichthyes; Myliobatiformes; Dasyatidae
Product: protein shisa-6-like
Exons: 6
Coding region: 1-804 (267 amino acids)
Biological process (GO): regulation of short-term neuronal synaptic plasticity; regulation of AMPA receptor activity
Cellular component (GO): postsynaptic membrane; postsynaptic density; AMPA glutamate receptor complex
Source: RefSeq, a predicted model, not a curated record